CGCCGCGCCUUAGCCCUUCCGACGCAUGUGUACGUCGGGAAUUAGCUAACGCUUCCCAAGAUGGCGCGUGUGCUGAAGGCGGCGACUGCGAGCGCCGUAGGGCUUUUUCCCAGACUUCAAACUCCAGUUCCAACAGUAAGAACUUUUUCCAUGUCCCUGUCCUCGCAUCAAGUGGCUGGUCCUGUAUGGAACCUCGGUCGACUCAAUCAUGUCGCAGUAGCAGUGCCAGACUUGGAAAAGGCCAAGGCAUUUUAUAAGAACGUUCUCGGGGCCCAGGUAGGUGAGACGGUCCCUCUUCCUGAGCAUGGAGUAUCCGUUGUUUUUGUCAACCUGGGAAAUACCAAGAUGGAGCUGCUUCAUCCACUGGGAAAUGACAGUCCAAUUGCAGGUUUUCUGCAGAAAAACAAGGCUGGAGGAAUGCAUCACAUCUGCAUUGAGUCUAGGAUGAUGAUUUUCCAAGACAGAGGAGAAUUACUCUUCCAUCAGGUGGAUAAUAUAAAUGCAGCUGUGAUGAAUUUGAAAGAAAAGAAGAUUCGUAUUCUAAGUGAAGAGGCCAAAAUAGGAGCACAUGGAAAACCUGUGAUUUUUCUCCAUCCUAAAGACUGUGGUGGAGUCCUUGUGGAAUUGGAGCAAGUGUGACUUACAUUCUCAAGAAACUAAAUUAAUUGCCCUGAAAAAGCCUUAUCAAAAUGUGCUUUGGCAUUGAGUUCUUCACUGCUUCCAUCACUUAAAAGUUAAAUCUAAUCACAGAAAGAGAUUUUUAAAAAUUAUAUGUGUGUGUAUAUAUAUACACACACAUAAAAUAUUUGCUAAUUACUUCGGUUUUUUUCCUGAUUUGGAGAAAACUUUGAUUACUAAGUACUUAUGGAAUAUUAGUAAAAUCAUAUUCAUAGAAAUAAA
Balaenoptera musculus (blue whale) is the source of this 900-nucleotide messenger RNA. It is a transcript of the gene MCEE, whose product is annotated as methylmalonyl-CoA epimerase. Gene Ontology annotation, biological process: L-methylmalonyl-CoA metabolic process. Gene Ontology annotation, cellular component: mitochondrion. Gene Ontology annotation, molecular function: methylmalonyl-CoA epimerase activity. The coding region runs from base 61 to 639 and encodes 192 amino acids. Lineage: Eukaryota; Metazoa; Chordata; Mammalia; Artiodactyla; Balaenopteridae. The record is from RefSeq and is a predicted model, not a curated record. The transcript is spliced from 4 exons.